This is a messenger RNA of Aedes albopictus (Asian tiger mosquito), 714 nucleotides long. RefSeq lists its product as uncharacterized. The transcript has 4 exons. The coding region runs from base 124 to 672 and encodes 182 amino acids. The record is from RefSeq and is a predicted model, not a curated record. Lineage: Eukaryota; Metazoa; Arthropoda; Insecta; Diptera; Culicidae.
AUUUGUCACAAAGUGGCAACAAUUUAGACUACUAUCGGUCACGUGUUUAGAACGAACCGGUUAUAGCUCUUUCAGUGAGCAUGCUCCAAUUCUUUUUUGUCUGUUCAAACUUAAGGUAGCAUUAUGCUGAUCCUACUAAAAUGUUCAUUACUCUUGGUAUUUCUUAGCCGACCGUCUGAGAGCAAAUUUGCGGUGGAACUGAAUGACGACUUCGACCAGUGUUCUCCGGAUAUACCCAUACUUUCGAUAAACACAUCCAAACUCGUGUUCAGUCCCAUCGAGGGGGGCAGCACAAGUAUGCACAUCUCUGGAGACUUAGUCUUCAUGGAAGACUACAUUGCUCCAGUUGAGGUAAAUUUUUGGUCACUGCACCUGGAACGCGGAACCUGGGUCCCGGGCUCAAUAGAACGUACCGAACGGGACCUAUGUGGGAAGCUGAUGUCACCGCUGGAACCGUGGUUUUUUUUGGUCCGUCACUUUCACCGGAAGCGGUGCCCGUUCAAGGCCGGACACGUCGAAACGCUACCUGACGUUGAGGUUGGUAACUUUGGUUUGGAACUGCCAGCAUCUUUCGCUGGUGAUUGGAAAUUUUUCCUGCAGAUGGAUCGCCGCCUUCAAGGCCGGCUUGUGAAGCAGUGCUUGGUGUUGUCGGCUUCGAUCGUCGAGGUGUAGGAAGUAAAGUAUAUUGAAUAAGAGAAUAUUAUGUGAAUUUUA